Messenger RNA from Talaromyces atroroseus, 816 nucleotides. RefSeq lists its product as hypothetical. Gene Ontology annotation, biological process: FAD biosynthetic process. Lineage: Eukaryota; Fungi; Ascomycota; Eurotiomycetes; Eurotiales; Trichocomaceae. Bases 1 to 816 code for a protein of 271 amino acids. The record is from RefSeq and is a predicted model, not a curated record. Gene Ontology annotation, molecular function: FMN adenylyltransferase activity. The transcript is spliced from 4 exons.
AUGAACCAGGACUCGUCUUCUGCCCAGGCUGGGUCGCGAGUCAAUGGUACCGCGAAGCCAUCCUCCGCGUCCGACGCACCACCCCGCACUCUAGAACAAGUAGCCGUCGAACUGCGGCGCAAGGUUGUCGACUUACUACAACUACAGACGAAUGAUGAGCUGUUACAGAAUCUCCAAAAGCAGGUCCGGAUUUCUUUAGAAGUUAUAGAGGAGUCAUUUAAGCGAUACCGACCCGACGAGUUAUCGCUUUCAUAUAAUGGCGGCAAGGAUUGCCUGGUCUUACUGGUUUUGAUCCUGGCUUGCUUGCCUUCUUCAACAUCAACUUUUUCGCGUUUCCCAGAACAUCUCCAAUCUAUAUUUAUCAUUCCGUACGACUCAUUCCCGGAGGUCGAGGAGUUUGUUGCGACUUCCGCCAGAGAAUAUUUCCUCGAGCUUUCACGUUAUGUCCUUCCCAUGCGGCCCGCGCUCGAUGCAUAUCUAGACGAGAAGCCGAAUAUUAAAGCCAUUUGGAUUGGCACGAGACGCGUAGACCCGAACGGCGGCCAUCUUACGCAUUUCGAUUAUACAGACAAAGAUUGGCCUCAGUUCAUGCGAAUACACCCAGUUAUUGACUGGCACUACGCGGAGAUCUGGGCAUUUAUUCGAUAUCUCGACCUGGAAUACUGCCCUUUAUAUGACCGAGGCUUCACGUCUCUUGGAGGGGUUGGUGAUACGCAACCGAAUCCUGCACUUGCAGUUGAGAAUGACCCAUCCCGCUUUCGGCCGGCUUACGAGCUCAAAGAGGAUAACGAGGAGCGCCUGGGUAGGGACCGGUAG